Molecule: messenger RNA, 3138 nt
Organism: Hemibagrus wyckioides
Lineage: Eukaryota; Metazoa; Chordata; Actinopteri; Siluriformes; Bagridae
Gene: amer2
Product: APC membrane recruitment protein 2
Exons: 1
Coding region: 282-2114 (610 amino acids)
Biological process (GO): regulation of canonical Wnt signaling pathway
Cellular component (GO): plasma membrane
Molecular function (GO): beta-catenin binding; phosphatidylinositol-4,5-bisphosphate binding
Source: RefSeq, a predicted model, not a curated record
GGAACGAUGGAGGCGGAGGGAAAAGAGCCCUGACUUGCCUCUAAUGCUGACGAAAGCAGCUUAGCCCUCCCAGUUACCAUAGAGACCGUCAUGAGCAGCUGCCAGAGAAAGAGAGAGCGAGAGAAAAGAACACCAACAGGCGAAAGCAGGAGGCAGAACCACAGAGAGCAAGAGCAAGAGAGAGAGAGAGAGAGAGAGAGAGAGAGAGAGAGAAAGAGAGAGUCGGAGUGUUGGAGUAAAGGACAAUAAAAGGAGUUUGAGAAAAUAGUGAAGCAGCCAUAAUGGAAAUACAGAUCAGUUGCAGCGAUCCACCUCCGUGCGACCCGCAGUCAUCCGGAAAGAUCAACAAAGCUGCCUUCAAACUGUUCGGCAAGCGCAGGUCUGGCAGCGGUAUGCCGAGCAUCUUCUCCUUCAGGAACAAAGGGGAUGCGACUGACAAGGAGCUUGUCAGAAGCAAAACCCACGAUGGCUUAACGACGACAGAUGAGCUGUCCGAGUUGGAAGGCCACGGGAAGGAAGAGUCAGCCAGCAAUGAUCGUCUGAAUAGUGCCGCUGCUGCUCCGGUGUGUAGUGCCAUCACCAAGUCUUUCAGUUUCUUCUCCUUGCUGCGACGCAAUAGCUCUCGCAUUAGUGACAGGACUGCUACGCUGGGGCAAAGAGGACGUGGGCUCAAGGGGCUGUUCAACAGCAUACGCUGGCGCCGCAAACCUCCAUCGCGUGACAAUUCAAUCGAAAUCCAGGACAUCCUGAAAGAAACCAAAGGAGUUGAUCUGAUCUUGUCCUGCAGCGCCAAACAUGUGGACGUAGAAAAUGUGGCACUUACACUGGAACCCCCGAUACAAAUCUUACCAGAAAAUGCUGUGACCUGGGAGAAACCAUCUCUGCAGGAUAGUAACGAGGAACGUGCGGAGAGCUCAUGUGUUCUGGAGCAACCAGUUGCUGAGGAGUCUCCAGCUCCGUCUCCAGUCACUGUUCAAACACAGGAAUCUCUCAGAGCCAAACAUGGCAGUCCAGCCCAUCUUGCUUCCAUGACACCUCCGCAGGAUCACAGCUCGGUUGACCCGCCCUCCGAGGAUCGCCUGAGCUCCAUGUUUAACGAUGUCACUUCGCUCAAAAGCUUUGAUUCAUUAACCGGUUGUGGAGACAUCAUCGCUGACCCAGAAGAGGACUCCGGGAAUGGAGGCAGCGCCACCAGCAGCGGAACGGGAAGCAGCAAUGGGGGGCUCCAGGUAAGCGCUGAGAGAUGUUCACCUGCUAAACCUCCCCUCCCUCCGCAAGUGACUGGUCUAAUAUCAAUGUCUGUGUACACACCGUCCCGUCAUCGGAUCUGUCCACCGACUAAAACUCCACAAGGCAGUGGGAUAGUGGCCUACAUGGGUGGAGGAGAGGAAAUGGCCAGUCCUGAAGGUGUGGAUGAUGCGGAUAUGCAAGGACUUUGGCACAUGCUCCCUCAGAAAGGGGAGGAUUCCCCAGCUCUACCUCACCUACCAACUCGGCAGGACAAAAGACCUCCUCAGGUAAAAAGUCUGGGGCUUAGUAAAAUUCCUGUAGGUGGAAGCAGCAGAGUAGGCAAGCAACAACAGCAGCAGCUGACUCGCCCUUCUCCUCCACCCAUCGUUAAAGAUCUCCAGGAUGUCCCACCCAGUGACGAGGGCUACUGGGACUCUCCGACACCGGGACCGGAGGACGAGGACAGCGGCUUCCUGCAGCGAGACGGCCUACCAAGAGAUAGCUGCUCAGGAGACGCACUUUAUGACCUCUACGACCUCGACAGUCCUGGCACCGUCGGCUCCGAUGACGACGACACGAUUUCACCUACACCUUCUACCGGAGACCUGAAAAUGACCCCGCCAUCUUGUUCUUCCUUCCGUUCCAUAAAGGGUAGCACAAGUCUUCCACGAGAGUCCAAGAUUCCCAUCAGCGUGAGGCAAAAGCCGCCUUCUCACUCUUCCAGCCAAGGGGCACUGUCCUCUCCGGUCAGCCCGACUUCGAACAACACUUCUGACCCUUCCUCAAAGACUAACACGCCGCCUCGCACUCGUAUUCCUGUCUCCAAGGUCCCUGUCCGUUCCUCAGGCAACAAAAACGCAAAGGUAGCACAAAACAGGAAGUAGAACUGAUCAGAAUUUAGUUCCAAGCCAAAAUGACUGUAUUUUGAUACAACUAACAAUUCCCACGGACCAGGACGACGAUGCACCUUGAAUUUUUUCUGCACUGAUGUAUUGUAACAUGUCACAUGUUCCACAUAACUGUGUAUGUAGGAAGGAAAUAUAACACAACUUCACUACCUAACUCGUGCAAAAAAAAGCGAUGAAUUUAAGAAUGUUUUGUAAAAAAAGAAAAUUGUUCAUCUAUCCCACUGGAGAUAAUCUUCAUCCAUCCUGGACCAGCAAGAACUGAGAGCCUUGAGAGUGAAGAGUCUUUGGCUCUACUUCACACAAAAAACCCCCACAAACCUUUGUGGAAACACAGCUGCAAACACCGUCCAUCUCUCUGGGAAUUACAAUAAAAUAGCCAGGAAAAGCACUCCGAAUCCCCCGGACACCAAACUCUCCUCAAUCAGGAUCAGGGAAUGCAAUCUUCAUUUGAGAUGCUCCUUUUUUUAAGCCGACAAAACCACUUCCUAAAAACAUCUUUUUUUAUACCUCGUGUUCUUCCUGACGUCUUUCGUACUCUUUUUCUACACGGAAAUCUUCACUGUGGACGUUCAUUUAUUCUGGGAUUUUAAAACACUGAGUCGGGCGCGUUAAAAAGAGAAAAGCGUCCUGAGCGUCGUCAUGCCGGCGGCGGCUUCCACGUCACUUUACUGUGCUGAAGAUCUGAAUGUAGCACGCCAUCACAAAUGUGUCCAGACGCUCACGUGCUCGCGAAGGAGAGAGGGAGAAAGACAAGCCUGAGGGGUCAAAGGUCAAGCAUCUAGCUGGCCUCAGGGACACUGUAGUGUCUCUGGAUUUUUGCUUUUGCAUUGAGGUUCAAACAAACAAACAAACAAACAUUAGCACAAUAACGUUGCCAUGAUUACUGAAUGUUUUUCUACUGUUAUUUUUCGAAUCGUUCGUUUUAGUGGUAACUUCCUUCCUGUUUUUCUUUUUUCCUUCUUUUUCUUACUCUGUCACUAAUUUAUGAAUAAAAACACGC